AUGGGUCCGUUCUUUUCACCCUUUGAUAACCUGCUAUGCAUGCUCCUGGGCAUUUCCUUCACCGUCUGGUUCACUCUUCUUCUCGUCUUCAUCAUCGUACCGGCCGUUUUCGGCGUGUCCUUCGGUAUCCGGACGCUUUAUAUGAAAACCCUGCUCAAAGUCUUUGAGUGGGCCACACUGAGGAUUGAGAGAGGAGCUAAAGAGAAGAACCAUCAUCUGUAUAAACCUUACACCAAUGGUAUCAUAGCCAAGGAGCCCACCUCUCUUGAGGAGGAGAUUAAAGAGAUUCGGCGCAGCGGGAGCAACCGGGACCUGGACAGCUCCUCCGCCGGCUCCUCGGAGUUUGAGAUGUCGGACAUCUUCUACUUCUGCCGGCGAGGCGUGGAGAGCAUCGUGGACGACGAGGUCACCAAACGCUUCACAGCAGAAGAGCUGGAGUCCUGGAACCUGCUGACACGCAGCAACUACAACUUCCAACAUAUCAGCACCAGACUGACCGUACUGUGGGGGGUCGGAGUGGUCAUCCGAUACUGUUUCCUGCUCCCGCUCAGGGUAACGCUGGCCUUCACUGGUGUGGGUUUGCUGGUGUUCUUCACCACUGUGAUUGGCUUCCUACCCAAUGGGAGGAUGAAGAACUUCCUCAGUGAGAAAGUGCAUCUGAUGUGUUAUCGCAUCUGUGAACGAGCAUUGACUGCCAUCAUCACCUACCAUCACAGUGAGAAUAAACCUAAGAAUGGUGGAAUCUGUGUGGCCAAUCAUACGUCGCCUAUCGAUGUCAUCAUCCUGGCCAGUGAUGGCUGCUAUGCAAUGGUUGGUCAGAUUCAUGGAGGGUUAAUGGGAGUGAUUCAGAGGUCUAUGGUGAAAGCCUGCCCACAUAUUUGGUUUGAACGCUCAGAAGUCAAAGACCGCCACCUGGUGGCCAAAAGGUUGAAUGAUCACGUUCAAGACAAAAGUAAACUGCCCAUUCUCAUCUUUCCUGAAGGAACUUGCAUCAACAACACAUCAGUGAUGAUGUUUAAAAAGGGCAGUUUUGAGAUCGGAGCCACUGUUUACCCUGUAGCCAUCAAGUACGACCCUCGUUUCGGAGAUGCUUUCUGGAACAGCAGUAAGUUUGGCAUGGUGAACUACCUGCUGAGGAUGAUGAGCAGCUGGGCCAUUGUCUGCAGCGUCUGGUACCUGCCGCCCAUGAACCGACUGGAAGGGGAGGACGCGGUGCAGUUUGCUAACCGAGUUAAGGCAGCCAUUGCUAGGCAGGGAGGACUGGUGGACUUGUUAUGGGACGGCGGGCUGAAGCGAGGAAAAGUCAAAGACACGUUUAAGGAGGAGCAGCAGAAACUCUACAGCAAAAUACUGGUCGGAACACAAGAGGACCGCAGCCGUUCCUGA
This is a messenger RNA of Chanos chanos (milkfish), 1386 nucleotides long. Its product is annotated as glycerol-3-phosphate acyltransferase 4-like. NCBI's taxonomy places the organism in Eukaryota, Metazoa, Chordata, Actinopteri, Gonorynchiformes, Chanidae. The record is from RefSeq and is a predicted model, not a curated record. Gene Ontology annotation, molecular function: glycerol-3-phosphate O-acyltransferase activity. The coding region runs from base 1 to 1386 and encodes 461 amino acids. Gene Ontology annotation, cellular component: endoplasmic reticulum. The transcript is spliced from 12 exons. Gene Ontology annotation, biological process: triglyceride biosynthetic process.